CUGAACCCCAGAGCGCUGUGAUGAGGAGAGCUGUGUAGCUGAGCUAAGCUGUCACCUCGACGACAACGGCUUCCUGUCUCCUGCGUGUCCCCAUCAUGGAUUAGCGGUGCUCGACUCCAGAGAACUCAGGUGGCUGGCACAGGGGCGAACCCGGGCAGGACCCAUGAGGAUCAUUAGAAGAUGUGGGCAGCCUGGGCCCCUCUGCUCUUCUUAGCCAUGUGGGUGAUGAGCAGCUUUGCUGGGCCGCUCUCCUUCAGAAUAGCCGCCAUCUUGGACGACCCCAUGGAGUGCAGCAGAGGGGAGCGUCUGGCCAUCACGCUGGCCAAGGAGAGCAUCAACCGCAACAGCAACCGCUCCACCACCGGCAAACUGGAUGUGGACAUCUUCGAGCUCCUGAGAGACAGCGAGUACGAGACAGGAGAGACUAUGUGCCAGAUUCUCUCUAAGGGCGUGGUGGCAGUCCUGGGUCCCUCUGCAAGCCCCGCUUCCAACUCCAUCAUUAGCAACAUCUGUGGAGAGAAGGAGGUGCCGUAUGUGAAGGUGGCUCCAGAGGACAUCCUGAAGGUCCAGUUCCCCAGGUUCACCACCCUGGACCUGAGGCCCACCAACACAGACAUCAGCCUGGCCGUGGCUGGCCUGCUCACCUUCUUCAACACCACCACUGCCUGCCUCAUCUGCGCACAGGCUGACUGCUUAUUGAACAUGGAAGGCCUGCUGCACCAGUUCCUCAUCUCCAAGGAAACACUGUCGGUGCGCAUGCUAGACGACAGCAAUGACCCCACCCCCCUCCUGAAGGAGAUUCGGGAUGACAAGACGGCCACCAUUAUUGUGGAUGCCAACGCCACCAUGUCCCACAUCAUCCUGGAGAGGGCAUCAGAGCUGGGGAUGCUGUCUGUCUACUACACCUACAUCUUCACCUCUCUGGUGGAAGGAAGAAUGGUCAGAAGGCAGGGUGAGAAGAGAGAGGAGAGGAGGAGAAUGAGAGGAGAGGAAGAAGGGUGAGGAGGGAAUAGUGGAGAGAGCAGAGAAUAGAGAAGGAGAACCAGAGAGAAUAUAGAAGUACGGUAGAAUGAAAAGAGAGAAGAGAGAAGGGAAAGGAGGGAGGAAGGGAUAGAAGAGGAAAAGGCUGAUGGGUUUUACUGCAGUAAUGUGUGAGUCUCAGAAUAUGUUGUCAUCUGUAAUAUUAAUGGUGUCAGUUGGCAUCUGAGAUGAGGCCCGGUCCAGAGACUCUUGAGACGAUCUGCUCUUGUUGUUCACAAAUUGCUCUGUUAUUGUUGUUGUUGUUGUAGGUCAAACUCAUUGUAAAACAUAAUUCUCUAAAUAAUGGAUUCAAAAGUCGUCGUUUGUUUUCUUCCCUCAGCAGAAAAACCCCUGGCUUGU
Osmerus eperlanus (European smelt) is the source of this 1380-nucleotide messenger RNA. RefSeq names its product glutamate receptor ionotropic, kainate 4-like. NCBI's taxonomy places the organism in Eukaryota, Metazoa, Chordata, Actinopteri, Osmeriformes, Osmeridae. The record is from RefSeq and is a predicted model, not a curated record. Bases 181 to 1002 code for a protein of 273 amino acids. The transcript has 8 exons.